ACGCAUGCGUGAAACAAUUUUCAACUGAGACCAUUUUGUGUGCAGUUUAGCGCACAAGUCACCUUGAAAGAGGCCUAAAUUCCCCAGUAUCGUUGGCUUUCUUUGCUUUAAAAAGGUCGUUUAAGUGUGUCAAGUCAUAAAGCCAGUUUAUUGAGUUCGGCCACAAUUUGGACAGAAUGCGACUAAUCAGUCAGCUGCUGCAAGUUGAAUUUUAGCUCUAUAAAUUAGCAGCUGUCAAUGUUUACAGAGGAAACAGCCAUCGCGCAAUGGAUGACAAAGUCAGCCGCAGUUCGGCUGAUUCUCUCUCAGUGACAGACGAGUUUGUGGUCGUCACACCAAACUCUGAGAAAGCGUCCGAGCCAGCUCAAGAUAACAUCUCUACCACGUCAGCAGAGAGCACAGGUCUCAAGAUCAUCGGCAACGGGAACAUGGACGACCUCAAGCAACACUUGGAUGAAGUUCUGGGUGGGGAUCAGUCGGACGGUCCCAAAGCGCCCUCUGCUGGUGGCAGUGAGGCCAGCAGCGGCUGGGAGACCCCGACCAACAGUGACAAAUUCCGAGGACGGAGCAUUAGCGAGCCAGUUCACAGCCAGGGUAUCUACACAGCUGACAACCCUUCUCAUCUACUAGGCGGGGGAAGUCCAACCACAAGCUACCAGGCGAUGACGAAAGACGAUUUCGGUGAGCGGAUUCUGUCAGGUCAUGUGGGCAGGUCAAAGGUUAGGGAUCAAGGGUCAUCCGGGGACAAGGCGAUGAUUGAGGGCGGGCUUGACCCCUGGGAGCGGAGGUCAAGCUCUGAUGACCAAAACCGUUUGAGCCCAUCUCACGUGGGCGUGGUCCCCAUGGAUAAGAUCUGUACUCUCUUCUCGCACAUCAUCUACCUGGGGGCAGCAACGGUCAACGCACCCAAGAGCGAAAUGGAAGCCACUAAGAAUAUGGCUAUACUCAAGCAGCAGCAGUCACAGAACGCCAUUGAGAUUGUCUUGUCUGUACCGCGGACAUCUGAAGGAUCGGUUCGAUUACUGGAGACUGAUGGGAAGUCAGAGAUCUCAGCCUAUCGCAUCACUAGGAUCUUAUUCUGUUGCCGGGGUCGGGAGGGUACCACUAUCAGUGACUGCUUUGCCUUCACCUGUGGCCAUGGCAACCGAGAGAGUCAACUCUUCCAGUGCCAUAUCUUCAGAUGUGAGGUCCCUGAAGCUGUCCAGCGAAUCCUAACGUGUUUUGGCCAGGCUUUCCAUCGAGUGCCUCGCAGCCCAGGCUUAGUAGACAGCGCCCCCGGCACCCUGGCUUCACCUCGCGAGACCCUGAUGAGCUUCACUAUCCCUCUCCUGGUGGACAUUAGGGAGGAUGACGGUAGGGGCAACUUUGGAGCGGUGCCGCGGGACAAGAGAUGCUUCAAGCUCAGGCAGGGGGUUAAGAAAGAGGUGGUGGUGACGGUACAGCAGAGUCAUCACCGAGUGCUUAAUAUUGAGAGGUGUUUUGGUCUUCUAAUCAGUCCGGGGAGAGAGGUACCAGACAGGGAGAUGCACCUGCUUGAUGUGGUUAACCUUGAGACCAGUUCUGAUGGCAAGAAUUACACCGUCUUCAGUAUGUGGGAUCCUAACAAAGCUGAUCUGGAGGUACUCAACACUGAAUCCCCUCCUGGCUUAGAUAAAGGCAUGUUUAUGACCAUCGCUGUGGAUCUAGUGAUCACCGGCAUCCAGGAGCCAGUCCGUUUUGUCGUGGAGACCAAAGUGCGUAUCUUUCCAUCCAGCGAGAAGUUCUGGUAUUUCAACAAGAAGCCCGUCCACGAAUUCUUCUAUCUCAUGUUGGAGGAGACGGAAGCAGCUGUUGAGAAUGAGCCGGCGUAUUCGGUACUGAGUCUUGAGAGUGAGUCACAGCGUGAGAGGCGACGGAUACCCACACGCUCCCCCAGCAACAACCUGGUACAGACCCCAGACAGCAUGACAUCAGUCCCAGAGGAAGAAAGUGACGACGAUGAACCACUACAGAGCGGUUCAGGCAACGUAGACAAAGACUGCGAGGAGAGUAUCUUACUGACGUGGGGAGACCUCCUAGCCAAAUGGCGCGGCAACUUGAGUCUGAGACCCAAACAGCUCCGCUCCAUGGUGCGUAAGGGUAUCCCUGAGGCCUUGCGUGGGGAGGUCUGGCAACUACUGGCUGGGGUGAAGGAUUGUGAGGGACUCAUGGAGGAAUACAGGGUCCUUAUCACAAAGAAUUCACCGGCCGAGCAGGUCAUUCUUGCCGACAUCACCAGGACGUUCACAGCUCAUGAGAAGUUUCAGAAUGAGAGCGAAGGAGGUCAGGAUGCUAUGUACAAAAUUAGUAAGGCCUAUUCAGUGUACGAUUCGGAAGUUGGCUACUGCCAAGGGUUGUCCUUUCUUGCCGCUGUUCUCUGGUUACAUAUGCCGGAGGAGCAAGCUUUUGCCGUGCUGACUAAGACCAUGUAUGACUACCAUCUCAGAGACCUCUUCAUGAACAGCUUCGUGGAGUUACACGUCAAGUUCUAUCAGCUGGAACGACUGAUGGAGGAUAACAUCCCGGACCUAUUCUCCCACUUUGUACAUAUCGGUAUUGAGGCUCACAUGUACGCAUCCCAGUGGUUCCUGACGCUAUACACAGCACGCUUCCCACUCUACACAGUGUUCCAUAUCAUGGAUCUCUUCCUGAUGGAGGGAAUGCCCAUAGUAUUCAACAUAGCCAUUGCUCUGCUCAAGGCUGCUAAGAAGGAACUCCUUGGCCAAGACUUUGAGGGUGUCUUGAAGUACUUCCGUGUCACUCUCCCCAAGCGAUAUCGCACUGAAGAAAGUGCACAGGAGCUCAUGCAGUCAGCACUCAGUACUAAGAUCAGUAAUCGUAAGUUGAAGAAGUACGAGAAGGAAUUCUACGCGAUGAGGGAGGACGAGGAUAGAGAAGACCCACUGGAGAGGAUUGAGCGAGAGAACAAGCAGUUGAUGCACGCCAACAUCCGCUUGGAGCAGGAGAAUGAUGAACUAGCCAGGGAGUUGAUAGUCCACAGACUGGCGAUGGAGAAACAACUUGAUAAGGAGAGGGAUCGAGCUGAUGAGCUUGACCGGGACCUAAAGGCCAUCAAGCUGCAACUACUAGACACGGAAGAAGAGAAUAAACAUCUUGAAUCAGAAACUACUCAGAUCAAAGAAAUGUACCGGACGGGAAUGGAAAAGUCGGAAUCAGACUCCAAACGGAACGCCACCAUCAUUGCCGACUACAAGCAGAUCUGCUCCCAGCUGAGUGAACGACUAGAGAAACAGCAGACGGCGGCCAGGGAAGACAUGAGCAGGUUACGGCGGAAGUUGCAAACAUGCGAGCAGUGUGCCAAUCUCAUCGACGAAGACGGUAAACUCAACCAAUCAGCCGCUCUGAUCCAACCAAGUGAAGAGGAUGAACCAGAACCAGAAUUAGCUGCUGCUGAACAACAGAUCCGAGAGUUAGAGCUAGAGUUAGCUCAGACCAAGCUUCAGCUGGUGGAGUCUCAGUGUUUAGUGCAGGACUUGGAACAUAAGCUCAAUUCUUCCAUGACGGAGCUGCACGCCUCGCGCAAUAACAGCUGGCUACAGAAAACAUUCUCAUCACUCAAAGACGCUACCACAGCAACCAAGAAGGAAUGAUAAAGAAAAACGUAUCAACUGGGGUCAAAUUUCAUUGAGCUAUAAACAAAAUUAUGACCAUCUGAGGCAAAGUGAGGAAUGUCCCCCAAAACCUUGAUCUAAGUAACUGACGCCUGGAGUCGGAUACUAAAAAAAUCAUGUCAAAAUCAAUAUUGGUCGUUUUGUAUAUUUGAGUAGCCAAGGUAGCCAAGAUUCACGCUUUGCAGUUUUGUUGGGGAAAAAAUACCCCCAAAAGUGGGAACAAAACUGCAGAAUGUUUUUCACUGCCGUUGGCGGUGCAAUGCGUGUCUUUUAUUUUUUUCAAAGACAUUUUUCUCGAAAUGACAUUGGCAAAGUUUGCCGGGAAACUGCUGAAGUUCCUGUGGCAUACGUUUAUCUUCGGAAUACUUUAAGCUACAGAAAUAUAUUGGUAUCAUUGGAAAGCCAACAUAACUUGAAAAGUCAAGGGUGGGGUUAUUCCUCACUACGCCAUGGCAGGUCACAGGUAACGUUCUGUAAAUUACUAAGAGAAACGGGAAGACUCAAGAAAGUUCUGAUUGAUAGAUUCUGGUCUCCCUCUCCUAAACAUGUUUGUUUGUCUGUUUGUUUUUCCCUACAUUUUCCAUAUCCCACUGCUCCCCAGCCAUUCCUCUUUUAUUACUUAAUUUUUCACUUCGUAAAUUUAGAUUAUUUAGUGCAAUCCAGAUUACAUCUGUUAAAUUCUUCCAUGUGGUUGAAUCCUCAAAAAUUGAAGAAAUAUAAGAGUAUAGUCUUAUAAUCUACAUGAUGUGGCUCUUUCUUUGCUUAAUUACGUAUGUGUCCUAUAAUUUUUUGUAAUUUAUGGAAAAGUCCAUUUUUGGAGGUAAUUUAUGGAAAAAAAUGUGUACAUGUACAAUUGUUGAGGAGAUGUUCUGAAGUCAGUUGGGAAUUAUGUUGCCAGCCGAGGGCAGCAAACAUUGCACCAUCUGACGAAAAGUGUAAAUCUGACCGAAACCUCUUGAGGUUUGACUAAUUAAACAAAAACAAAGCUUGUUAACAUUUGCAGUAACUCUUGUACAUAUUUAAAUUUGUAGAAUUAUUUAAUAACCUUUUCUUUUAAGUUAAAGACUGUUUACCAAAGACCAAAGUGUGGAUUUUUGUUGUGUGAAAUUUCCCCUUGUAAGCAUGAAAUGUGGCCCAGGAAAUUUGAUAAAAACUUUCAGCAGGUGAGAAAGUCAGAAGCAUUUAUGGAGCUGGGCAAUUAGGCGGUUACCCAAUCUCACACAGGGUAUUAACUUGUUCAGUUUCGAUUGCUGAGCAGUUUGCCUUCCUUGAUGGUUAAAAGUAAUAUACUACAUUUACUUUUGCUGUAAUUCUCCGAAAUGGAU
Messenger RNA from Patiria miniata (bat star), 4975 nucleotides. RefSeq names its product rab GTPase-activating protein 1-like. Bases 267 to 3629 code for a protein of 1120 amino acids. The transcript has 22 exons. The record is from RefSeq and is a predicted model, not a curated record. NCBI's taxonomy places the organism in Eukaryota, Metazoa, Echinodermata, Asteroidea, Valvatida, Asterinidae.